Bombus pyrosoma is the source of this 3716-nucleotide messenger RNA. It is a transcript of the gene mus201, whose product is annotated as DNA excision repair protein ERCC-5. The transcript is spliced from 10 exons. Gene Ontology annotation, cellular component: nucleus. The record is from RefSeq and is a predicted model, not a curated record. Gene Ontology annotation, molecular function: DNA endonuclease activity; single-stranded DNA binding. Gene Ontology annotation, biological process: nucleotide-excision repair. Bases 305 to 3628 code for a protein of 1107 amino acids. Lineage: Eukaryota; Metazoa; Arthropoda; Insecta; Hymenoptera; Apidae.
AUCAGCUGACACCAGUGCGGUGUCUGUAAGAAUAAGUUUUGCGCGUCAAGAUACUAAUAUCAUAUCAAAAACAUAUAAUUUAAUGUUUUAACAUUAAUAUAAAUACACGUAUGUACGUGUGUAUGUAAAAUAUACGCGCGUAAAUUUAUUUUUUACAAAUAAUAAAUAUUUUUUAUCCUCCUAUAUUUUCAUAACGUAUUUAGAGUUUAGGUUAUAAAUUGUUAAAAAUAUAUUUGGUCCUUAUGCUUUUAUUAUAUCUUUCAAUAUACAUACAAUUUUGCAUGAGACUUAUUAAGUUGUGAUAAUGGGUGUUUAUGGUCUUUGGCGUCUACUUGAUGCAACAGGAAAACAAGUACCCCUGGAAACAUUAGAAGGAAAGAUCUUAGCUAUUGAUAUAUCAAUCUGGAUACAUCAAGUGCUACAAGGGUACCAGGACCGCUUUGGUAAUCCUAAACCUAAUGCACAUCUUAUUGGUUUAUUUCAUAGAAUAUGCAAACUAUUGUAUUAUAAAAUUAAACCAGUUUUCGUUUUUGAUGGAGGUGUGCCAAUGCUUAAGAAGAACACAAUUGCUUUACGCAGGAAACAGAAAUCUAUGGCCAAGAAUAAAGCCCAACAGAUGAGGACAGAAUUAAUAAAUAAUUUGAUAAAGCACUCUACAAUAAAGAUGGUUCUUAAUACAGAGAAACAAAUUACUACGAAUGGCUCUUCUGAAGUAGUUAUAAAUUUGCAAAAUAAGCAAACUGUGAAUGAUAUGUACAAAUUGCCAAAUAUGCCAAGCACUAGUAAAGCAGAAUCAAGUCAUAGCGAUGAUUGUAAUUCUGAUUCAUCUGAUGAACCAAGUCCAAGAAAGCAAACAAAAUGGAUUGGCAAUAUUCAUAGUGUGGAUGUAACUAGCGCCGAAUUUAAAACUUUACCAGCUGAUGUGCGUUAUGAAAUUCUAACAGAUCUGAAAGAAACAAGAAAACAAAGUUCAUGGGGCCGUUUGCAUGAAAUGCCUGAAGAAUCAAAUGAAUUUUCUGGUUUCCAAAUGAAACGUUUAUUGAAACGUCGAUUAGUACAACAAAGUUUAGAAUCUGCAGAAAAAGAAAUGGGUGGAAAAACGCUUACGUUGGACGAGCUAGAUAAAUUAUUAAAAGAACAGGGAAUACCGACGAACGUUCAAAAUUAUACUUAUCGUAUCGCUGCGGACGAUACAACUAGAUUAAUAUAUAUUAGUGAUAAAAAUGCUUAUUUAAAGGACAACGAUGAUGUUAAUUCAGAUAGCGAGAGCAUACAGCACGAAAAUAGAAUGGAUGAAGCCACUGCUGGACCCAGUAAAGAUACAAAAAUCUGUGAUGAUAUAAAUGAAUAUGAACUUGAUGAUGAUUGUGACAGUGACACUGAUAUAACAGAUAUGAAUAAUUUUAAAUUUAGGCGGGAAACAGAUAGCGAUAUAGAAUCGGAAGUAGAAUCCAAUGAGUCGCGAGUAUUACCAAAAAAAUAUUUCAAACAAAACAUUACUAAUCCUGCAUUAACAUAUAUGUUAGAAUAUAGUGGAUUAACGGAAAAACAGAUUCUUACCCUUCUUGAGCAAAAUAACAAAGAAACUUACAAAGAUGUCGAAAAUAUGUCAAGAAUAUCACAACAAAUCGAUUCAUUUAAAACAAUACAGCCUUGUGAAAGUAAAAAUAAUUCAUUAAAUACGAAGCAUUCUACAAUAUCUGAGGAUGGCAAAGAAGAUACGAAACAUAAUUAUACAAAUACUAUAAAAUCAAUCGAUGUAUCGAAGCCGGAAUUAGCUGAAUCAAACACUGAAACAAACAUUAAUAUCUCUCCUACUAGAAUGACAAACAUUUCAGAUAAAGCGCAAGUUGAAUCAAAAAAUGUAGUAACAGUUAAUUCAACAGACUCAUUGUCAGACUCGGACGAUUUCAUAGAAAUAGAAGAUAUACCGAUACCAGAUAUAGGUACCACUACUAAUAAAUAUGUUCCACAAGGUAUCCAAAUAACAUUUAGAUCUGAUGAAAAAGUAGUGGAUGAUAUGUUUGCCGACGUAUUUGAAACACACAAUAGCGAGUUCAAUACAGAUAUACAUCCUACACAAUCGGCGGAAAUAUCUCAUUAUGAUCAAGAAAUACCAAGAAACGAACGCACCUUCAAAGAAACAGUAGAUUCAAAAAAAUAUCAAAUUAAAGAUAAACAGCUGCUUAAUGUAAAAGAAAUUGAUAAUCUUAAUGUGCAGACCACUAUCGAUAUCGAUCCGAAUACUUUAAACACGAAUGUACCAUUAGAAGAAAAUCAAAUGAAAGAUAGCAUCGAAAAUUUAACCAAUUCUGUAAAGGAUAAUGUAGAAGCUGCAAAUAUCAAAGACAAUACAAAUGCUAACAUGCUGAUUGAUUAUACAAAAAGAAUAAGCCCUAUACCUAUGAACGAAGAGGAAUUACUAUCGUUACAAACACAAUUAGAGGACAAACAAACAGAACUAAUGGCAAAUAUUGGUAAAUUAGAAAGACAAGGUAUCGAUAUUUCUGACCAAAUACGAAUCGAAGCACAGGAACUAUUACGAUUAUUCGGAAUACCAUAUGUUAUAGCACCUAUGGAAGCAGAGGCGCAAUGCGCAUACUUGGAACAAAUUCAUCUCAUCGAUGGUACGAUUACAGAUGAUUCAGAUAUUUGGUUAUUUGGUGGACAAUGCGUUUACAAAAAUUUUUUUGAUAACAAUAAAAAGGUUCUUGAAUUUCGAUCCUGUGAUAUACAACACUAUUUCAAAUUAACGCGAAACGAAAUGAUACGGCUUGCUCUCUUGGUUGGUAGCGAUUAUACAACAGGUUUAACUGGUAUUGGACCUGUUACUGCGUUAGAAAUAUUAGCAGCAUUCCCUUCAGAAGGCGACGAUUUAUUGCAAGGUUUAACAAACUUUUCUUCUUGGAUCAAAAAUGGUAAAACCGCUGGUCCUGGGAAAGCGAAUUUACGAACCAAAUUACAGAAUUUACAAAUUCAAAAAGGUUUCCCGAGUCAAGCUGUUGUGCAAGCGUAUCUUUCGCCUAAAGUGGAUGAAUCAAAAGAGACUUUCACGUGGGGUAAACCUAAUAUUAUACUUCUAGCCGAUUACGUAAAACAAAAAUUUGGUUGGGAUAAAAAUAAGUAUAAUAAAAUUAUCGAACCGGUAUUGAAAAGAUUACAAGAAAAACAAAGCCAACAGAAAAUAAAUGCGUAUUUUAAGUUACAAACUAUUCCGAAAUCAAUAGAAAUGAAUUUAAGUAAACGAGUUCAGAAGGCUGUGCAAAAAUUAAGCAAUGAAAAUAAGGAAGAUUCCAUAAGUGUAGAAAGCAUGCAACAAUCAAUAAAGAGAAAGAAAUCUUUGGUUGAAAACCGAAAAAAGAGAGGAGAGUUGAAAAAUGAACGAGCUUCAGUUGAUAAUACUAAACCUAAAGUUUUUACUGUUUCUGCUUGUAACGAGAAAAAUGUUGAUGAAUAUAUACCACAAAGAGAAAGUGAUAAAGCAAAUGCCUUAAAAAAAAAAUUACACGCGAUAGAAGUAAUUCGGAAGUCGAAACAAGGAUUAUACAAGACGAAAAAGAUAAGACGUUGUGUAAGAAAAGUAAAGAAAGAAGCUGAACUUUCAGAAAGUGAUAGUGAUAGUUCGUAGUAUUAUUUAAUGUAAAUUAAUGUAACUAAUGUAAAUUAAUGAACGAAACAUGUACAUUUUUUAAAAUAAAUUAUUAUUUUAUACGGUG